Eruca vesicaria subsp. sativa (arugula) is the source of this 1877-nucleotide messenger RNA. The record is from the annotation of a GenBank genome assembly. Lineage: Eukaryota; Viridiplantae; Streptophyta; Magnoliopsida; Brassicales; Brassicaceae.
AUGAACCUUUCUUCUUCUUCUUCUACUUGUCUCUCUAUAAAUCUGUCUCGAACAACUCCUCCUUUUCUUCCUGCUAGCACGACCACAAACACUACUUGUUCUUCUUCUUACUCUACAACAACAACAACAACAACAUCAAGGUGUUCUUUUGUUAACUCCCCUGUUUCCAUCCGUGUUUCUUCUCCCAGGAGAUUACCCAUUAGCUUGGUUCGCAAGCAAUCUAAAACUUUCUUCCGCGGCGAGGUGAUUUCUGCUUCUUCUGGGUCGGGUGAUAUGACUCAAGUCAGUGGGGAAGGGGAAGAAUCAGAGAUUGAGGCUCCCCUUGUCGAUCCCGAGUCCUACUCCAAGCCCAGGAGAAUUGCUCUCUUUGUCGAGCCUUCCCCUUUUGCCUAUGUCUCAGGUUACAAAAACAGAUUCCAGAAUUUCAUUAGGUAUCUACGUGAAAUGGGAGACGAGGUCAUAGUAGUGACGACACAUGAAGGUGUUCCCGACGAGUUUUAUGGAGCCAAAGUCAUUGGAUCUAAAAGCUUCCCUUGCCCUUGGUACCAAAAGGUUCCUCUCUCACUUGCGCUUAGUCCAAGAAUUAUCUCUGAAAUUGCUCGUUUUAAGCCUGACAUCAUUCACGCUUCCUCUCCAGGGAUUAUGGUUUUUGGUGCUCUGGCCAUAGCCAAAAUGCUAUCUGUACCAAUAGUUAUGUCUUACCACACACACGUCCCUGUAUACAUUCCAAGAUACACUUUUAGUUGGUUGGUCCAACCAAUGUGGUCUGUAAUAAGAUUUCUUCACCGAGCGGCUGAUCUUACAUUAGUUCCUUCCGCUGCCAUUGGAAAAGAUCUUAUAGCAGCUGGUGCAACUGCAGCUAAUCAACUUCGACUUUGGAAUAAGGGUGUCGAUUCAGAAAGCUUCAAUCCCCGUUUCCGCUCUCAAGAAAUGCGUAUAAGACUAAGUAAUGGCGAACCAGAAAAGCCACUAGUGAUCCAUGUAGGGCGUAUCGGUGUAGAAAAGAGUUUGGAGCUUCUAAAAAGUGUAAUGGAAAAAUUACCUGAAGCUAGGAUUGCUUUCAUUGGAGAUGGACCAUACAGAGAGGAUCUUGAGAAGUUGUUCACCGGGAUGCCAGCGGUUUUCACCGGAAUGUUAUUAGGGGAGGAACUCUCACAAGCUUACGCAAGCGGAGAUGUGUUUGUCAUGCCGUCAGAGUCGGAGACACUUGGUCUUGUGGUUCUUGAGGCAAUGGCUUCAGGACUUCCCGUUGUUGCGGCUCGGGCCGGUGGAAUCCCUGAUAUCAUCCCUGAAGAACAGGAAGGGAAGACCGGGUUUUUGUUCAGUCCUGGAGAUGUGGAAGACUGCGUGGCAAAGCUGAGAAGUUUAUUGUAUGACAGCAAAACAAGAGAAAUUAUAGGAAAAGCGGCAAGAGAGGAAACAGAGAAGUAUGAUUGGAGAGCAGCAACGAAGAAGAUACGCAAUGAACAGUACAGUGCAGCUAUCUGGUUCUGGAGGAAGAAGAAAGCUCAGGUUUUGGGACCAAUCAGUUGGUUGGUUAAACGACUCUUUCCUGUCCCGCCGGAAGUUAACGCCUAGAAGAAGUAAUCAGAGCUUCGAAUGUUUAUAUUUGGUUCAUGGUGUUUUUUUCCUUAUUAUCUCAUCAUAUAUAUAUUUAUAUAGUUAGUUAAGAUUGCUUAUGUGUUUUUAUGGGAAGCUUGAUGUUGUAAUAAGAUAUGGGGAGGGGUUUAAAACCUGGUUUUGGUCUUUAUGUAUUAGUUUAGUUAGGUCAUCGACUUUGUGUUUCGUUUUUUAUGUGUUAAUUAUUUAUCUUUGUUUUGUAUGAAAAUGAUUAGCAUCUUGUUUUAUGUACUCUCUCUCUAACCACAUUAUCACAG